Molecule: messenger RNA, 3312 nt
Organism: Acanthaster planci (crown-of-thorns starfish)
Lineage: Eukaryota; Metazoa; Echinodermata; Asteroidea; Valvatida; Acanthasteridae
Biological process (GO): signal transduction
Molecular function (GO): protein binding
Source: RefSeq, a predicted model, not a curated record
GAUUGUGUAGCGCCGCGCGGCGCGCGCUAUACAGUCUUUGGACAUGACCUACGCUGGACCGGCUAGGCCAGUGACAACAUAAACAUAUGUUGAACAAAAGUGCCGGCUGUGCAUCGUGUGAUGACUGUGGGAGUUGCUUGUCUUUCUCGUGAAAAUCCACCAGCAGGACCAGGCUGCCACCAUGGGAGCUGUAGUGUCAUCGACUAAUGGCGGUGAUCACGGUGGCAUUGUUGCAGAAUUAACACAUCCAAUGAAAGGUGAUUGGCUAAGUCAACAUGUCGUGGCUUGCAAUGUGUCUAAGCAUGAGGCGGCACAUUUGUGGGAGCGGUUUAAAGAACUGGGAUGCAAUGAGGAUGGAGAACUCAGCGGAGAGACGCUGAGAACAGCUUGCAGUGCCAACACUAUGGCGGCCAAGAUUUUGGAGAUGAUGCCCAGAUCUAAAGACAACGUGUUGACAUUCCAGACGUUUUGCAACAUGUCGCGCUGGUUGGCGGAUGCCAACAUUGAAAAGAAAAUAAGAGCUGUGUUCCAGUGUUUGAAUAAGGGCCACGCUCUUGACCUAGCCAUCGUGACUGACAUUUUGAGUGAGAUUUAUUGUGACGAGAGCAAGGAGGUCAUUGACAGAUCGGCCAAGGUUUUUAUACAUCAGGUGGGCGAUAUCGCAUCCCACUCCAUCAGUGAGCAACAGUUUGUCAACUGGGCCAUGGAACUACCCCAGGACACGCUGCAGACCAUCAUGGACUUCAAGUGCUCUCCUAAUAACGACACCGUAGAGCAGGCCUCCAGCAGCAACCCCGUCACAGGAUCCAAGAGAACGCCCACUACCAAAGAUAUGCUUAAAGUGUCCAGAAUGGCCAGCCGUAAAGACUGGAUGCUGCUGGCUAACAAGCUAGGCUUUACUCAGGACGAUAUAAAUCUGAUCAAGGAAGAGGCACCUGGAGACGCCAAAGAACAGGUACAACAACUGCUGUUGCUGUGGACGCAGAGGAAUGGGGAGCAGGCCACUGUGUCUGUUCUAAGGGAAGCACUGCAAGGCAGCAGGAUGACAGAGAUUGCUGACAGUCUGGACACCAGUGCUUGAUGAGUGCUUGCCAGUGAACCAUUUAAAACAUAAUAAUAGCAUGCCAUACUGUCCAUUCCAGACUUUGGAGUCUGGGUACCUAACAGGCUCUUUUGUGUUCCCAUGGGCAUUGGGGCCACCACUUAUUCACCCAACACCCGUGACACCUCAAGAUGCUUCUGCUAACAACCCUCUCAAAUAUUGGUCCAAAUCCUCCUCAAGCAUGCUUAGAUGAACUAUUGGCACACCUCUGCAGAGGAUAGUUGUGGUCAUGACAUUGUCCAGUUGUGUACGACCCACAGCGCAAAACGCUUACACUGUAUGCAAAACAAUGUCAAAUGUGAGUCAAGUCUAAUGUUUUUAAUGUCAAAGCAGGAUUUCAAAGUCAAUAUUUUAGGUGAAAAAGUGAUUUUGAAAUUGUCUUGACAAGGUCUUACCCCCUGUUCAGUAGAUUGUCCUGAAAAGUUGUACACGCAAGACGGUCAUGCCAACUAGUAUUUGUUCAUGUUAGCCUGGUAUUGAUAUUGCAGGUCAGUUUGGAGUUUCCUGUUCUAAGGAUGUUUGUUAAAUGCUGUUCAACUCAGACGCUGUUCUUUCUAUUGUUGUACAGAAACAGAGUGUUAUUUUAAGAGAAGUCUUUUGGCUCUAACAAAUUAUAUUGUACAUUUUGAAAUAAAUGUUGUCUUUUGCGAUGGUUAAUGGAGCCUAGUCUAUCUUGGCCCUACACGGUCUAUCUGUAAAAACAGGGGCAUAUCCAGGGAGAACUACCCCGCCGCUAGAGUUUACGCAUUGGUGGUGCUUAGAGUCUGUUCUUUUUUUUAAUAUUGUUACAAUGAGUGCACAAAGGAAGAAAGAAAUACCCUCUAAUGUGACAUCAUAUGUACAGAGCAGAGGGGCUUGUCCAAAAAAACAAUCCGAAACAAAACAAACUCAUAAAGCUCAACCUUUAUGAUGUCAGAACAGAGGAACUUUGGAUUUCCCUUCCCUCGCUGACAUCAAAAACUGAAUAUGCAAGUGUUUGGGGGAUACACUAAACCCCCCAAAAAUGUGUAUUCAAUUUUAUGGAGUGUGACUCUUUCAACAACUCUUUUUGUAUGUGUGCUGUAAUUUGAGGUCUUAAAAAGAUAUGUAAAUGUUUUUGCCUUAGAGGGAGUUGUUUUACGUGCAAUAAUAUUUGAAUUGAAGGCAGUUUAAUCUUUUAUUAAUUGCUGUCUAUUUCCAAAGUUAAAAUGAGUUAAUUGCUUUAUUGUUUGAGUGCAUUUCAAUUUUACAUGUAUAUUACCUUUUGUGGCAAUUCUUUAGACGAUUUAUUGUACAUAAAAACAGAGGGAAUUUUAUGAGUUACUUGUACAUGUCUUGUUUUAAAAGUUACACGGUUGGUACAGCUUUGUCAUUCAAAUUAAUGUAUUUUCCAACGAAUGUUGAAAAUUUGAAGUAGUAUUAUGGAGGUACUAGCUGCAUAAAGUAAUGAUAAACACUGGACAUACAUGUACAUGUAGGUCAACAGGCAUUUGCUGCAGUUAGGUCAGUAUACAGAAGUUAAUAGUCAUAGGUCAAGAAGCGUAUGUAGUUGCAACUUUAAAUUUGUUUCGGUACUGUGGGCUCCAUUGACAGUGUCAUUACGUUGGACACCGAAGUAAAAAAUGUUGACACUUGGAGCAGGAUGCAAUUAUUUUGGGGGUUUUUUUUACCAGUUCAUUUUGUCCAUGAUGCUUUGAAGAUACUUUUUCUCUUCCAAAAUAAAUCAUCCCCAACCUAUCCCCACUGGUGGCAAAAAAGUGUGUGGGGGGCACUUUUUUGACUGGGGGGCAUGCCCCCUAAUGGGAUGGCCAGUGGGGCUUCAUGGAUCAGCCUAUUAAUGGCUGAUGAAUGAUGGUCUAACAACUGCCCCCCCCACAUUUCAGUUCGGUUCAUUUUAUUUCCUGGCAUUUAUACAUGUCAAAACAGUGAACCCAUUAACACUUUUAAAUGAAGCAAGUAAUCGAUAGUAAGUGGAGAGGGUCUCCAAAAAGCACAGCUUGUAAAUCAGGGACCCCCUUGGAAUUGAAAAUCGUUCCGCCGCUGCUGCCUACCCCUCACAUAAAAGUAACUUUUUAAAUGUCUGUUCGCUAAUCUCUUUUUCCCUCAGAUUGUGCCCUCAGCGGGCUGCAAUAAAAAGAAACGGAUAUGUCACCUCUCUCACAUACCACAGCUCUGCUACAUGUAUGUGCCUCUUUCAUUCAAGAAAAUAAAUUUGAGCAUCUGCAAACUUA